CUAAGUAUAUAUAAUUAAUUAUUAAUUUAUAAUUUCUUAAUAUUAGUUAUACGAUUUAAAAAAAUAUGGGUUUACCUAUGGAUAUAAAAGCUGUUACGAAGUCUUCCGAUGAAAAUGGUAAUGUUGAAGAUGUUGAGUCUACUGUCAAGAAAAGGAAUACAAACGGAAGACUAGCAACUGCUACUCAUCUCUUCAAGGGCAGUGUAGGAGCUGGCCUAUUCGCGAUGGGUGAUUGCUAUAAAAAUGGUGGGUUGAUUGGAGCAACUGUACUGCUACCGAUUUUGGCUGUGAUAUGUGUUCAUUGUGAAAGAAUGCUAAUUGACUGCUCAGUGUCUGCGGUGGCGAAAACUGCAGGUGCUACAUUCUAUGAUUAUCCUGAGACUGUUGAAAAGUCCUUCGAAUAUGGUCCACUGCCUUUAAGACGUUUCUCGAAGUUUAUGAAGUUUAUUGUGGAAAUGUUCUUAUGUGUAACGCAAUUUGGUUUCUGUUCAAUUUAUUUUGUGUUUAUAACAGAAAAUGUACAUCAAGUACUUGAACAAAAUGGCAUUCACAUCAGUCAGGAACUUGUGAUGUUAAUAACAUUAUUACCAGCUAUGAUACCGUCUUUAUUAACUAAUUUAAAAUAUAUAGCUCCAGUUUCUAUGUUAGCAAAUUUCGCGCUUCUAUUUGGUUUAGUAGCUACACUAACAAUUGCAUUCCAACAAGGACCUAUGCCACCAAUAAGUGAACGUAAUUACUUUACGAAUGGCACACAGAUGUCUUUAUUCUUUGGCACAGCGCUAUUCUCCUAUGAAGGCAUUGCGCUUAUCUUACCGCUUAGAAAUUCUAUGAGAGAACCCAAAAAUUUCAGCAGUAAAUUUGGUGUUCUAAAUCUGACUAUGAUUGUAGUUACAGCUCUAUUUCUUUUCACCGGUUUCGUCAGCUAUUUACGUUGGGGUGAAGAAGUACAAGGCAGUAUAACUUUAAAUUUGGAAGUGGAAGAAGUCAUGUCACAAGUUGUUAAAAUUAUAGCCGCUUUAGGUGUGUUUUUUGGCUAUCCAAUACAGUUCUUUAUUAUGAUCAGAAUUAUUUGGCCACCAAUGAAGGAAUCAUCGAGCUGUACUCAGAAGUUUCCAAUAACAAUACAGGUUAUCCUACGAUUCAUAAUGGUCAUAUUAACAUUUAUCGUGGCCUUAGCGGUACCUAAACUAAGUCUCUUCAUAUCGCUAAUUGGUGCAAUGUGUUCUACUUCGCUGGCUUUUGUCAUACCAGUAUUGAUUGAUUUUGUAGUGCGUGCUCAAGUUCCUAAAGCGCUUAACUUUUGGAUAUAUCUGAAGAAUAUAGUUAUCAUGUUGAUAGCAGUACUGGGUAUUGUUACAGGAACUUAUCAAAGUAUUGUAGAAAUUAUUAAAGCAUUCGGCCUGUAAAUUAGUAUUGUUGUACUUAUUACUUGUGAAUAGUUUGUAAUAUUGUAGUUGUAAUAAUGUUAUGUUAAGUAAAUGAUUU
This is a messenger RNA of Teleopsis dalmanni, 1485 nucleotides long. Its product is annotated as proton-coupled amino acid transporter-like protein pathetic. The transcript has 5 exons. Lineage: Eukaryota; Metazoa; Arthropoda; Insecta; Diptera; Diopsidae. The record is from RefSeq and is a predicted model, not a curated record. Gene Ontology annotation, cellular component: vacuolar membrane. Gene Ontology annotation, molecular function: amino acid transmembrane transporter activity. The coding region runs from base 66 to 1406 and encodes 446 amino acids. Gene Ontology annotation, biological process: amino acid transmembrane transport.